GGAUCUUUCUCUGUGGUGUUUGUGUUUCCCGUGCAGUUCGCAGCGCUCACACAUGCCUCCGCUGCUGUCGUCUCUCUCCACGCUGGUCAUGUUCCUGCGCCGACAGCAGCACUCCUCGUUCCUCACGCUGUCCCGGGCCUCGGGCUCGGCAGAGGCCUGGCGUCUGCUCUGCCACUCCAGCCUAGCUCUGCUAAUCCUCUACAACCGGCACCGCGAGUGUGAGGUGGCCAAGCUCACCAUCCAGGACUACCAGGACCGAAACUCAGUCCUCCCGUCGGACGAGUCUCUUUCCCCCUUCGAGCGGCACGUGCUCUGCCACCUCACCCGUGUGGGUGUUUUAGGCAAACGUGGUCGCGUUCAACCGCUAAUCCUUCCUCCGCAUUCAGAAGCAUGUCUGGAUCUUCUCUUAAAGACGUCAGGAGAUGUAGGAGUCGAUCCUGAGAGCCCGUACGUGUUUUCCCGGCCGUAUCACUCGCCGGCUACGCCACUCCGUGGCACCGACCUUCUCCGGAGCCUAGCGCGCACUAGCGGCGCUAAAAACCCCACAACGCUAACCGCGCCCCGUGCCCGCCGCCAGGUGGCCAUCCUAACCCAACUACUGCUGCUCGAGGAGGGAGAAAAAGCCUCAGGCGCUGCUACCAAACGGUUGGAGGAUUUCCUGCAGAGGGAGUACCAUGUGACCCAGAGCUGCGCUCGGAUUGGUCAGGACCCGGCGCUGAUGAACCGCGUGGGGCGAGUGGUGUUGUACGGGGAGCGUGAGGGCGUUCUGUUCAGAGGGAUGAGUCUGCAGCACAUCUGCCUCGAGCUGGAUGUGAUGUCGGGAAACUCUGCCGACUCCUUCUCGGAGGAUUCGGAUGGGGAAGGCAAUGGGAAUAAGGAGAGAGCUGUCGUUGUAAAGAAGAGAGUAGCCAGUACUCGAGCGCCGCGGCAGAAGAAGGGAACUAGCCCGCGCGUGACACAGGCCACGCCCUCUCCGUCAGCUGGGCUGAAGAGGCGGAGCUCACAGGUCAAAUCGGGCAAGCGCGGCGUCCUGAAGCGGCCCUGGUCGGAGGCGGAGCGUGUUGCCGUGGAGACGCACCUGAAGCGCAACAUCGUGGAUCUGCGAGUUCCUGCGAAGGCGGACUGUGAGCGAUGUCUGCAGCUCUGCCCUCUGCUGGCCAGCAACCAGCGCGACUGGAGGGCCAUCAAGUUCUACUGUCACAACCGUAUACAGUUACUGAGGAAACAGGGCCGCCGCGACGGCAACACACAGUAACACACACACACACACACACACACACACCAUAUACAGUUACUGAGGAAACAGGGACACAGAGAAGGGAACACACCACAGUAACACACACACACACACACACACUGUCGUUGUUUACAUUCACUCCGUGACGCGAGUAAACAAUGACAGGUUUUAUGUUAAGUUAAGCUAUCACACAGUGCAAUGAUGUGUGUAUCGCACCCACACCUCCCACAUUCCCGUGUGUGUGUUUCUCGGACCACUCUUCCACACACACACACACACACACACUCCAGUAUUCAGACUCGAUCUGACUUUAUUUCUGGGUUUCUGCAUGGACAGUUUCUCGCGAUGACAUCACUCGUCCCCUUCGCUUCUCUCCACCGACUGCUUAUGAAACAGUGUUUGAUGAUUUGGGGCCAGCUGAGGUCAGAGGUCAGACCACGUCCAGCUCGUACAGGAAGUGCUGAGCUGGUAUUGUGUGAGGAUAAUGAAGCCUGUUCGUGUGAUCGUUGUUUUCAUUGGCUGAUUUCGGCCUCAAACGCUGUUUUUCUUUCCAUAUAGCACUUCAGCUGAUGUAGCAUUAGCAUUAGCUAACGCAUUAGUUAACAAACUAUGAGCAAUAUACUCACAGCAUGUAUGAAGUUGUGUUAAUGUUAGUUCAUAAACGAUGCUGAGAAAGUUGCAUUAACUGAUAUUCAUAAAUGCUGUGUAUUGUUUAUUGUUAAUGUUGUUAACUAAUGAACGCUUGUUGUAAAGUGUUACUUUAUCAAUAGUGAUUCUCAUUUCUGUUUAGCACUGGUUUAUUUACACAGAGGAAAUACAGUAUUCAACAUCCAAAUAUUCCGUUUUUAUUUUAUUAUUUUUUUUUUUUCAGAAUAAGAUUUUUGCAUUACAUUAAUGAUUUUUAUAUAUUAUUUAUGUUCUUGUAUGUCUGAAAAUUGUGGAAAAUUGUUUCCGGCAUGGAAUAAAAAAAAUGAAAAGGUAAUUGUGACUUUUUUUCUCACAAUUGCCAGAUUUUGGAGUUUUCAUGUCAAAUCUCUGAUCUGAGAAAGGACUUCGUUUAUUCACGCAACACUGCAUGUGGAAGCUGUGUGUGACCUUCGACCUGGACGUGUUCGGUUUAGAGUUGGAGAUCAGUCCCGCUUCAUCUGUGCCAAACGUGUGUGUGUGUGUGUGUGUGCAGUGGCGUACCCUGAUGUUAGAGGAGCUCGUGUACAUACUGUAAAUACUGACAGCAUUUUAAAGUUGUUUUCCUAACGCUGUUGUAAAGGUCUAUGAGAUUUUAGCCAGAUGAUGAUGAUGUCUUGACAGAUACUGAGGUCAAUGUCACAUUAUUGGAGUUUCAGAUUGUCAUGUGGUUUUAUUAAAUUACAAACACAUGAAAAAACA
Molecule: messenger RNA, 2623 nt
Organism: Pimephales promelas (fathead minnow)
Lineage: Eukaryota; Metazoa; Chordata; Actinopteri; Cypriniformes; Leuciscidae
Source: RefSeq, a predicted model, not a curated record